AUGGAAAGUAAUGAACAAAUAUCAUAUACAAGAAACACUGAUAAAGUAUUUGAAGUUUUCCAAUCUUUGAGAAAGUAUGUUGUAUAUUAUUAAAUUUGCUAGAGACAUUAAUAUUAGUAAUAAAUCUUUGUUUUUAGCGAUGACUUUUUGUGUGAUGUAAUACUAAAAACUGAUAAUGGAUAUACAGUCAAUGCACAUAAGGUCGUUUUAGCAGCUGCAUGCCCAUAUUUCCUUGCAAUGUUCUCUCAUUUUAAGGAACGGGAAAAAAAACAUAUAAUUAUAAAGGAGUUAGAUCCAACAGCCUUAAAAANUAUUUUUAAUAUUUUAAGAUUUUGUUAGCUGGUUCGACCCUUUUACAAUUGCACAGUAUACAAGAAGUAUGUUGUGACCUUCUAAAACGUAUACUGCAUCCAACUAACUGUUCAGAUAUCUGGACAUUGGCUGAUUUAUACAGCUGUCAGGAAUUCCUGCCAAUCUGUGAAUCAUACAUCAAACAACACUUUUCGUAUGAUAUAUGACAGCUGUUCAAAUUUCUUAGAAAUAUUUUAUUAAUUUAAUUUUUUUUCACAGAGAGAUGGUUAAAAGUGAUGAAUUCCUAUCUUUAUCGUUUGAUCAAUUUUUCAAGCUAAUUUCCAGUGAUGAACUGACCAUAUUGUCUGAAGAAAUAGUAAGGGGAUUAAAAACAUUAAUUAUAUUUAGAUAAAUCAAACAAAUCGAGUUUAUAUUUUAUGUGAUGUAAUCAAAUUGUAUUUUAUUUAUUUCAAUCCUGAUUUUUGAUAGGUAUUGAAAUGCGUUGUUAAAUGGGUGAAUAAUUUACCAAAUUCUAGAAAAGAUGUCUUACCAAAAUUAAUAGCGCAAAUACGCUUCUCAUUAGUGCCAAAAGAAUGUUUAUUGGAAGCGCUGGAAGAACCGAUUAUCAAAAACAGUCCCGAGUGUAUGUUUUUCUUCCAAACUAUAUCUAAUGUGAUUAAAUAUUUUUUAUUAUAUUAAAUACGUAUUUCAGGUCAAGGUUUGAUAAAUGAAGCAUUGCAUAUCUGUUCUAAAGAUAGUCAACUCGUUUUAAAAGAUAUUCAUGGUAAACGUAGACGAGUUUUACAUAUGGUAAGAUUUUGUUAGUAGUUUUUUAAUUAUUAAACUAAGUUUGAGUAUUCCUUCUUAACGGGUUAUAUUAUUGUUUUAGGAAAGAAAGAUACGUGAACCAAUUGUAUGGGAUUUUCCUACAAAUAGCCCAUUAUUUCUGCGUCUUUUAAAUAUGUUUAAUGUUAUGAUAUCUGAAAAUACAAAUUUUAGAUAUCCUAUUGCACUUAGUUUGCCUGUAAGUUAA
This is a messenger RNA of Cinara cedri, 1324 nucleotides long. The record is from the annotation of a GenBank genome assembly. Lineage: Eukaryota; Metazoa; Arthropoda; Insecta; Hemiptera; Aphididae.